Notothenia coriiceps (black rockcod) is the source of this 505-nucleotide messenger RNA. Its product is annotated as nucleolar protein 9-like. NCBI's taxonomy places the organism in Eukaryota, Metazoa, Chordata, Actinopteri, Perciformes, Nototheniidae. Gene Ontology annotation, cellular component: preribosome, small subunit precursor; 90S preribosome; nucleolus. Gene Ontology annotation, biological process: endonucleolytic cleavage in 5'-ETS of tricistronic rRNA transcript (SSU-rRNA, 5.8S rRNA, LSU-rRNA); ribosomal small subunit export from nucleus; endonucleolytic cleavage in ITS1 to separate SSU-rRNA from 5.8S rRNA and LSU-rRNA from tricistronic rRNA transcript (SSU-rRNA, 5.8S rRNA, LSU-rRNA). Gene Ontology annotation, molecular function: RNA binding. The coding region runs from base 106 to 444 and encodes 112 amino acids. The record is from RefSeq and is a predicted model, not a curated record. The transcript is spliced from 2 exons.
AAUCUGUAAUAAAAAAUAUUGCAAGAAUGAAACUGGGAUUUCCCUUAAAAGUACGUUUUAAAGUCUCUGGAAUAUUUCCUCCUGAAAGUAUCUUGUAAAGAACACAUGGAACAUUAUGAACUACACAGGGACUUUAUCUACCCAGUCCUCACUGUCUCUGCAUUUGAUCGUGUUUCCCUCCAGGGCCAGUUUGUCCCCAUGGCCUGCUCCAGGUUGGGGAGUCGGGUGCUGGAAGCCGUUUGGAACAGCGCCUCGGUCACUCACAGGCACAACAUCGCUCAGGAAUUAGUGUCGUGUGAUAGCAGGCUGCGCUCAGAUCAGUUUGCUCGCCAUGUUUGGGCCAAAUUUGCCCUCUCCCACUACAUCCACAGGAGAGGCCAUUGGCAGGAAAUACAGAGCGGCGAGUCCAAGAAGCGGAAGCUCUUCAGUGACAUUCUUGAGUAAAACAAAUACAUAUUUAUGUAAUUUGUUGGAUACGAAAAUAAACAUUUUACAUUUACAUAAA